Messenger RNA from Carlito syrichta (Philippine tarsier), 2936 nucleotides. RefSeq names its product sushi domain containing 4 (gene SUSD4). Gene Ontology annotation, biological process: negative regulation of complement activation, classical pathway; negative regulation of complement activation, alternative pathway. The transcript is spliced from 8 exons. The record is from RefSeq and is a predicted model, not a curated record. NCBI's taxonomy places the organism in Eukaryota, Metazoa, Chordata, Mammalia, Primates, Tarsiidae. Bases 123 to 1583 code for a protein of 486 amino acids.
GCGCCGGGUCCUGGGGCGGAGGAGGGGGAGCGUGGCCCCCGAGCCCUGGCCGCCCGGGGUGCUGUCGUGCUCCGCUCCUGGUUGCAGACUCUUGCAAGCCGGAUGCCCUCUGUGGAUGAAAGAUGUAUCAUGGAAUGAACCCGAGCAAUGGAGAUGGAUUUCUAGAGCAGCAGCAGCCUCAGUCCCCCCAGAGACUCCUGGCCGUGAUCCUGUGGUUUCAGCUGGCGCUGUGCUUCGGCCCUGCACAGCUCACGGGCGGGUUUGAUGACCUUCACGUGUGUGCUGACCCCGACAUCCCCGAGAAUGGCUUCCAGACCCCCAGCGAAGGGGUUUUCUUUGAAGGCUCUGUAACUCGAUAUCACUGCCAAGACGGAUACAAGCUGAAGGGCUCUGCAAAGAGACUGUGUAUGAAACUUUUUAACGGAACCCUAGGCUGGGCCCCAAGUGGUAAACCCAUCUGUGUGAAAGAAGAAUGUCGUAUUCCUCAAAUUGAAGAUGCUGAGAUUCAUAACAAGUCAUAUGGACCCGGAGAAAAGUUAAUCAUCACUUGUCAUGAAGGAUUCAAGAUCCGUUACCCCGACCUAUACAGCAUGGUUUCAUUAUGUCACAGUGAUGGAACGUGGGAUAACCUGCCCAUCUGUCAAGGCUGCCUGAGACCUCUAGCUUCUUCUAAUGGCUACGUGAACAUGUCUGAGUUGCAGAUGUCCUUCCCAGUGGGGUCUGUGAUCGCCUAUCGCUGCUUUCCUGGAUUUAAACUCGAGGGAUCUGCGAACAUCGAGUGCUUACACAACCUUAUCUGGUCGUCCAGCCCACCCCGGUGCCUUGCUCUGGAAGUAUGUCCGCUACCUCCCAUGGUGAGUCACGGAGAUUUCGUCUGCCACCCGCGGCCUUGUGAGCGCUACAACCACGGAACUGUGGUGGAGUUUUACUGCAAUCCUGGCUACAGCCUUACCAGCGAUUACAAGUACAUCACCUGCCAGUAUGGAGAGUGGUUUCCUUCCUAUCAAGUCUACUGCAUCAAAUCAGAGCAAACAUGGCCCGGCACCCAUGAGACCCUCCUGACUACGUGGAAGAUAGUGGCAUUCACAGCGACCAGCGUACUGCUGGUACUGCUACUUGUCAUCCUGGCCCGGAUGUUCCAGACCAAGUUCAAGGCUCACUUUCCCCCCAGGGGGCCUCCCAGGAGCUCCAGCAGUGACCCUGAUUUUGUGGUGGUGGAUGGUGUGCCUGUCAUGCUCCCAUCUUACGACGAGGCUGUGAGUGGUGGCUUGAGUGCCUUAGGCCCCGGGUACCUGGCCUCCGUGGGCCAGGGCUGCCCCUUACCCGUGGACGACCAGAGCCCCCCAGCAUACCCCGGUUCAGGAGACACAGACACAGGUCCAGGGGAGUCAGAAACCUGUGACAGCAUCUCAGGCUCUUCCGACCUGCUCCAGAGUCUGUAUUCACCUCCCACAUGUCAAGAAGGUAUCCGUCCUGCUUCCGACAACCCGGACACAAUUGCCAGUGUGGCAGGGGACGUGGCAUCCACCAGCCCGGGCAUCGACAUUGCAGAUGAGAUUCCUCUAAUGGAAGAAGAACCCUAACCAGGUGAAAUCCUGAUGAUUCUAGUGCUUCUUUGGGGAAAAGGACCUUGUACCUUGGAGUGAGGCCACAGAAGAACAGAGCUUGGGGGCAAAAUUUCUAAUUUCUAAUUUACGCUGAGGAUAGCGAUUCACAUCGUACAUCUCGGACUCAACAGUGAGGCAGCAAACUACAGUGGCAGUGCUUUUAAAUGAGACUUGAGGAUUUGCCAAGACCUAUGGGGAACCAAGGGUAGUGGGGAAACCCCUCGCAGUCCCAGAUGGAGGUGUUAAGUGCAUCUUGUGCUGUGGAACUUGGGACAAUCAAUGCACAUCUCACCAAAUCACACGUCCCGCUGAUUUACGAGUACUUCCUGCCCCCUUUGAAAGCAUGUCACAUUAUGUAAAUUUGCUUCUAAAAUCUGCUUCAAACCGUCUCUGGGCUCCAAAUUCGGAUAGGUCAGCCUCCAUGGAAAGUCUGUGUUCAGAUGCUGGAAGAACAGCAGAGCCUCCCGCACCCUCAGUGAGGGGUCUGGCGCCCAAAGGAAAGGUCCUCAUGUGUCAUUUGGAAAUCUUCCUUCAUCCAGACAGCUCUACUGGAAGCAGGAUGUGGCAGAUCCGGUGAGAAAGGAAAGGAAAGACAAGCAGGCUCUGCUUUCUGGAAAUUUCUUCAAAAAGUAGAGUUCGUGUACUCUGUGCUGUCCUCUGGUGACAUAUCGUCAGUAUUUGUAUUCAUGGUAUAGCACAUGAACCCAUGGCAUUGGAUAAAUCUGUGAUUUUACAUAUGGUCAGAAUGUGUUCAGAUACAUCUCAUGGUGGAGACAGUAACCGAGGUAAUAUUUUGUUUCAGCAUUUUAAAAACAUUCCACUCAGCAAUUUAUCUCAGAAUCAUGAGUCCCUCUCCAGUUAACUAUUACCAUUGUUGCCCCCACCCCUCAAUGCGAUCACGUUUUUAUUUUCCAAAACAGAAAUUGCUUCUGUAAACAUCUUCCACCUCCAAAGGAAGUGUGAAGUUGAAUUCUUCCCCCUUUUAUUUUGUCCUGCAAAACCAGGAGGCUGGCCUCCCAGCCCAGACCGCUCAGCCACCUGGCCUACCUGCCUUUCCCUCAGUCCUCCUGCGAGGGUCUCAUGGCAGCCAUGGGGUGUUGUUCCUAAGAAAUGGAUUGAUAAAGAAGUUUCUCGAAUUGUCCUGAAGUGACUCUUCAAAGACAUGUUGACCUGUGGAGUUGAUUCCUUUCCUCCUCUGGGUUUUAGACAAAUAUAAACAAAACCCGAUCCAUAAAAUUGCUAUGCUGAUAGAGCCUUGAGGGCUGGGAGCUUGAUCAAGUCCUGUUUUCUCUUGACACAGACUGAUUAAAAAUUAAAAAGAAAAUGACA